UACAUAAACAGCGACUUUGCCUGCUGUCUGCGUGUUACUGUAGUCUCUCGGGCUUCAUACCUCAUCAAAUAUUCAUGUGGGGCUCACAGUGCAUUAGGAGCUCCAUCCACAGAGAUAGUCCUGAUGCCGUGGGGGAAAUACACAAUUAGAAUCGAUCAGCAUUUGCCUUCUCUGUGCCAGGCACCGGGGGUUCAGGGGUACCCAGCCGACUCCGUCUCGGCUUCCUUGGCUCACAGCCUGCCUAAUGCUGGAGUCGAAAGUCAUCACUGUCACCACCACGUGCUGGGAAGGUUGAGGAGGCGACACUUGCUGCAGGGCAGUGGGGAACCUCUGAAGGCGGGGGUGGGGGGACCAGCGGCACGAUCAGGGCAACGUUAGGAAACUCCGAUGGCCCCCGUGGAGCACCGGCUGCGGGGGGCUGACUUGCCGGCCCUGGCGCUACCCUUGCCCCCCUCCCCCAGCCCCGCAGUCUCCGGGUGGGAUCAUCCCCGACGCCCCCAGGCACUGGAGGCGCGGACGGAGGGAACUUUCGCGGUCACCGCCUCUGCUGGGGAGGCCGCCCGGCGUCUGGGGACUCCUGCAGCCAGCUGCGCCACUGAGCGGCUUUCGUCCUUUGCAGCAAACCCGCAGCACCCCGGGCUGUGGGCAACCCAGCCGCAGGUGAGCCGCCCCGCCCCACGCAGGCGCAGCGCCCUCCGUCGCCUAGGACUACAACUCCCGCCGCGCCUCGCGCGCUCCCAUCGCCCCUCCCCCGCCACGCCGCGCGCCUGCCGGAAAUGGGACCCCGGGGGGCGUCUCCGACCUUUGCGCGGCGGUGGGAGGGCCGGCUGGUUCGGGGAGGCGGCGGGAGCUGGGAGCUGGGAGCUCGGAGCCCGAUGCCCGCCGGCAGCGCCUGGGAUGGCUUCGGCUGGAGGCGGCGACUGCGAGGGCGCCGCGCCGGAGGCGGACCGUCCUCACCAGCGGCCCUUCCUGAUCGGGGUGAGCGGCGGCACCGCGAGCGGGAAGUCCACUGUGUGUGAGAAGAUCAUGGAGCUGCUGGGCCAGAACGAAGUGGACCACCGGCAGCGCAAGCUGGUCAUCCUGAGUCAGGACAGGUUCUACAAGGUCCUGACCCCAGAACAGAAGGCCAAGGCACUGAAGGGACAGUACAAUUUCGACCACCCAGAUGCUUUUGAUAACGAUUUGAUGCACAGGACUCUAAAAAACAUCGUGGAGGGCAGAACUGUCGAGGUCCCAACCUAUGAUUUUGUGACCCAUUCAAGGUUAGCAGAGACCACGGUAGUCUACCCUGCAGACGUGGUCCUGUUCGAGGGCAUCCUGGUGUUCUAUAGCCAGGAGGUCCGGGACAUGUUCCACCUGCGCCUCUUUGUGGACACGGACUCCGACGUCAGGCUGUCAAGAAGAGACCAAGAAGUAUGCGGACGUGAUAAUCCCUCGAGGGGUCGACAACAUGGUGGCCAUCAACCUGAUCGUGCAGCACAUCCAGGACAUCCUGAGCGGCGACCUCUGCAAAUGGCACCGAGGGUCCAAUGGGCGGAGCUACAAGAGGACAUUUCCUGAGCCGGGAGACCAUCCCGGGGUGCUGACCUCUGGCAAGCGAUCGCACUUGGAGUCCAGCAGCAGACCCCACUGAGGAGCGGGGUGCUCAGCCUCCUGGGCAGGACCCCCGACAGUGUUCAGGGUCGGGCCCAGAGAUGCCCACCCGCCCCUAUGAACGCCACCGCUGCUUCCUCUGGGCGCUGUACAGACGGGAUGGGAUGGGGAUCACGGCACCUGUUACACUCAACUGGCUGUUGGCACGCCCUCCCGACAUUUGUACCUGCCUCGUCAAGUUAGAGGGUUAAAAGUCUGAGUUACUGAGAAAUGCCCCAGAACGUGUGGUGAGCCAGUCACGUCUCUUGGGAACGCGGAGCACGCGGCCUGGGUGUGGUGGCCGUCCCAGCAUGUGCUUGACAGGAACCCACAGCGAGAGCGACUCUUCCAGGACGACCCAGUUCCCACACACAUGCGACUGAAACAGAGGUUUGAGGAGAGUACGUCCCCUUUCUGUGUGUUACACGUGCGAACGUUCUGUCAUUCUCCCACGUGAGUGGUGACCCAGGAAGCGAGUUUCGUGCCCCGCCGGUGGGUGCGAUCCAGCACAGCACACCCGCGCGUACGGAGCCACAGAGAGCUUUCCUUCCUCCUGGGCUGUGCGCCAGGGAAGGAGCCCCCGCAACGAGCCUUUCCUCAACCAGCAGCAAACACAGGGCAGCACCUGCCCGCCCAGGCCAAGCCCGGCUCCGCGGCUGGGGCGGAAGGCAGGCUGGCGCGCGCCCUGUACCCUGGGUCCUGGGCGCCGUGUGGACAGGGCACAGCGCCCGACGCCAGCCGGUCUCCUUGCACACACCCAGCAUCCCCGGCUGCACGCACGAUGCCUGCGACCGGUGUCGUCCUCAUUUUGUCUUCCCUCCCACGAGACCCUGUUUGUGUCGAAAGGACGCUUUCCCCUUGCCGCCGUCCAAGCCGCAUGGGCACCCGCCGUCUCCUGCUUUCGGGCCCCGAGUCUAGUUACACAGCUGGGACCUCACGAGCGCGUAGCCGCGGCUGCUUUCUGAUGGCCGUGUGACAGUCUCAUCAGCUUACUGUGCCCUUUGGAGAAUCAAUAAAUAACACCAAAUACCA
Molecule: messenger RNA, 2664 nt
Organism: Mirounga angustirostris (Northern elephant seal)
Lineage: Eukaryota; Metazoa; Chordata; Mammalia; Carnivora; Phocidae
Gene: UCK1
Product: uridine-cytidine kinase 1
Exons: 6
Coding region: 388-1560 (390 amino acids)
Cellular component (GO): cytoplasm
Molecular function (GO): ATP binding; ribosylnicotinamide kinase activity
Source: RefSeq, a predicted model, not a curated record